AUGUCUUCGGUUGCGGUCUCCAGCGAUCAGGUGUUGAGCGCCUUUAAGUUCGGCACGGGGAACUGGGAUCCGGAGCACCGCUUCGAGACGUCGUGGCUGUUCCCGCCGUAUGUGCUAUUUGCUCUACGGCUGUUGAUGUCCCUUUACGCAUUCAUAACAUUGCUCUUCAACAUCGGAUACCAAUGCACCCACGACGAUUUAGGCGGGUGUGAGGCCUCGCGCGCCGAGUUCUCAUUCUUCACGGUGCUCACGUACUGGGGCCUCGCUUUCUACAUGCUUAUAGCAUCAAUUCAUACAUUCACAUACGCGCGGUACUCCAACCCCUUUCUCGCCCGCUUCCCACGGCCAUUGCAGGUCCUACACGCUCUAUUCUACAGCACCGUAACGACAUUCCCCUUCUUGGUAACUAUCGUGUAUUGGGGCGUGCUGUACGGCUACGGGUCCGCCUGGUUCCCCACCGUCUAUGGCGCCUGGUCCAACAUUAGCCAACACGCGAUGAACAGCCUCUUCGCGCUCUUUGAGAUCUUCCUCACCCGCGUGGACCCUCAGCCCUGGAUGCAUGCGCUAUGGCUUAUCGUCAUUAUGGCGCUAUACCUGGCCCUGGCGUAUCUGACGAAAGCUACCAAAGGCUUUUACGUCUACCCCUUUCUCGACCCGGGGAAGACCGGAUCCCUGGUCGCUGUGUACAUCUUCGGGAUCGGCGCUGCUACGCUUGUGAUUUUCGCUAUUGUGAAGAGCGUUGUUUGGAUGCGUCGCUGGCUUACAGAGGAGAAGCUGGGGCAGCAUGGCAAGUUUGCUGACUUCCCGCCUAGGAAUAUUCAGGAGGUCGAGCUGGGUGAUAUUAACGGGGCUGGAAUUAAGUAA
Molecule: messenger RNA, 864 nt
Organism: Daldinia childiae
Lineage: Eukaryota; Fungi; Ascomycota; Sordariomycetes; Xylariales; Hypoxylaceae
Exons: 2
Coding region: 1-864 (287 amino acids)
Cellular component (GO): membrane
Source: RefSeq, a predicted model, not a curated record